Molecule: messenger RNA, 5026 nt
Organism: Trichobilharzia szidati
Lineage: Eukaryota; Metazoa; Platyhelminthes; Trematoda; Strigeidida; Schistosomatidae
Source: the annotation of a GenBank genome assembly
AUGGAUAUGACCUUAUUAUUCAUUUCCUUUGCUAAUACAUUCUUAUUCAGUUUCGUGAUAAAUUACGAGCUGGAUGUUGAACCAGUUAAGACAAUCCUGGAAGAUACUUAUGUGACAGGAUGGAACAGCUGGACAAAAAAUGGAGAUAAAUAUGUGGGAUGGCGGUAUCAAAGUCUUGCUGGAACAGGUCAAAUUGUUUAUGGUGUAUGCGAGAAAACGAAUUCAUUUCUACGUGAUCAAGGAAUAAAUAACCAAAGUAUUCAUUCUGAUAAAUCACCAAUUUCACAAGCUGAGAAUAUUCCAUCUGAAUUUUGGUUAUUUAGUCCAUUGUAUAAAACGGAUACAAUUCUCAGUGUUCAUUUAGAGAUUACUUAUCAGAUGAAAAGUUGUUUACAACUGGGAUUUACACAUCCGUCGAUUGACUGUAGAGAACAUUUGGAUAUUUUAGUCUAUCAUAGUGAUGUCCAGUCGCCAUCCACGACACCGAAUGAUUAUUCACUGGCUCAUAUGUUAUCAUUUCAACAAGGUGAACCGCAUAAAAAUGAACUUAUCAUUAGCAGUUCAUUAAAACGGGCGACAAUUCAAAUUCGUCCAAAGAUGAAAUGGUUACAAAUUGCAUUUCGGGAUAAUGGAGCAUGUGUUCUAAUUGACCGUUUGAUUGUAUUUCAUUUAUCCUGUCCAGCCACUAAGUUUCGUUUAGUAAAUUUACCAGAAACUGAAGCUGGAUAUAAUAAAGAGAUUAGACAAGUUCAUGUUCAGUGUAUUCCUGGAUCAAUUUAUGUCUAUGAAUAUCCGAUUGAUGACAAACAGAAUAGUAUAAUUCAUCAACAGAAUUAUAAUAAAUUAUCAAAUAUAAAUGAUAAAACUACUGGUUUAGCAUUUUGUAUGGCUGAUGGUAAAUGGCGUUUACAAACAAAUCAUGGGUGUGUAUGUGAUGCAGGCUAUGAAUUAGUGGAACAUACAGAAACUUGUCAAGUUUGUCCCAGAGGAAUGUUCAAGUCAUCUCCAGGCUUACAACCGUGCAGCUUAUGUCCAUUGAAUUCAGUUGCACCACGUGCAGGUUUCCGAAUCUGUCAAUGCCUGUCAGGAUACUUUCGUAUCGCACCUAAUCUGUCCGCUGAACAUAGUUGUUUGGGUCCACCAUCAGCUCCAAGGAAUUUAAAUGCUAUUCACAUUAAUGGGACAUCAGUAAUUCUAUCUUGGGAUCCACCGAUUCGUUCAGGUGGUUUUCAAGAAACGCUAUAUCAUGUUCAAUGUCAAGGAUGUCAGAUGGACACGGUGAAAUAUAUACCUGGAAAUCAUCUAACCGAAAAUAAAGUAACAAUAACCGGUCUCAAUCCACAAACACGAUACCAAUUUGAUGUUUACGCGCAUAAUGCUGUGUCAACAAGAACGGAAAGUAUGUGGACAAAUGUGGCUAGUGUGAUGGUCACAACAGGAUCAGCACUAACAUAUUUAAUUGCUGAUAUUCGAACUAAGUGGUUAAACGAAAGUACAGUUCACAUUAAUUGGGACGUAUAUCAAGUCGCUCCAGCAACAAAGUUACCACCGUCGUCACCUUCAUCACUGACAUCACAGUUACCAUCUUCAAGUGAAGCAUCAGAAUCUUCGAACUCCCAAUCGUCAAACCUUUCCUAUCAUCUUUUAGAUUCCGAUGAACAGAAACCAGAUAGAAUAUCUGUAUUUUCUAAUCAGAUCCGGUUUCAAUUAUGCUUAUUUGAUAAAGCCAAUCAAAAUUUUCAAACUGGGACUCCUUUUUCUAAUACCCUAUACUUCACAACCGCUGACAAUAAUAAUCUGCAAAUAAAUAACACUGACAAUUAUGACCGUGCAGAAACCGAUUUUAACAUCAAAAUAAAUCGUUCUAAUUCUGUUCUACAGAAACAACAAUCAAUGAUUAAUUCAUCCUUAAAAGUAACCACUUACACCCACGGAACUGGACUAAUUGGAAAUCCAGAUGCUGUACACUAUACGAGUCAUUCAGAGAUAAUAUUAUACAACUUAUAUUCUGAGUCAGGAUUUUUCAUACAAAUACGAGCUCAACACCCCAACUCUUAUUGUCCGUACAGUUCACCAAUAUUUUUAUUGUCACCAAAGUAUAACCGGACGAUUAGCUCAACAUUCCAUGAUGAAAGGCAUAAUGAACUUCCAAAAUUAUCUGAUAAAAUUUUAAAUAGCAGUUUCAGUAUUCCACUACAACAUUCAGCAACAGAUACAAUAUUUAAUGCAACUUCAGUUCACAAAUACAUUUCCCCAGUGUAUAUAGAAGCUUUUGAAAAUCAAACGUCAUCUAACAGAAUAUUGAACUGGAAUUCAGAAUCAUCAGCAUCGAAAUCAAAUUCUUCCGUUAUAACAAUUGGUCUUUUAUUAUCAGUUGCACUGACCACAAUUAUUAGCAUAAUUUUACUAGUAACACUCGUUGUUCUGUGUAUUCACCGAAAAGGAAGUCGUCGAAAAUUGAUUCAAAAGAAAUGGUCUCAUAUCAUGGCUAAAAUGAACAAAUACCUCUUAUUUAAUUCAUCCACAAAUGCUGCAAAUAAAAAUGAAAUGCGAUCAUUGAUGUUUAUGGAUAGUGCAGAAGUGAACAUCAUUCCAUGCGAGCAAAUAAAAGUGAUGUAUAAGCUAGGGGAAAACAGGUAUGGUCAAACGUUUUUCGCCAAACUGUAUCUGCAUGUUCAAUCGCCGAAUUCGUCAUCAAUGAAUGACUCUUAUUCAAAACUGCACAAUGUUAUCACUAAAAAUAUCCUGGAAAGCCCUUGUUUCCCAGAGGAUAAUUCUUUUGAAAACAGCGGCGCCAAAAAUGAAAACGACUGGAAUAAAAAAUUUGUAAAUUCAUUUGAAGAAUACGACAAAUUCGACUCAAUCCAUCACCUGAAAAUUGAUGAUCAAUCUAUAGGAAUAUUUCCAGAUGAAAUACACAGAAAUAGAAAUGCUGUGCGACUUCAGAAUGCCGUUAAACAUCCUGAAUUCAAUUGUGUAGAUGUUUUCCUUCAAGAUUUGUGCUAUUGUCAAAUAACCAAAGAAAAACAAACACAGUUUGCUUACCCUGUCGGAGGAAAUAAAAGACAACAGCAACUUGGAAGAUCCCAGUCAAACCUUAAAGAAUUAUUGAUGAAUCGAAGAAUGCUAGAAUUAAUUCAGAAGUGUACUAAGUUCAACCAUCCAAAUAUUGUUAAAUUUUAUGGACUAACUAUGUUGAAAUUGACGGAUAAAAUUUCUACGUGCUCUUUUGUAAAUGAAUUCUGUACAUAUGGAUCACUAGAUUUAUAUCUCAAAAUGAUUUUAGAAGAUGAUCAAGUUCAAACAUCAGAUUUAAAAUUGAAAUCUUUCAAUUUAUGUACAGCAAUAAAAAUGCUUUUUGAUAUAUUAUCUGGAUUGGAAUAUCUUUCAACUGAGUCUUUCACAGUUGAGAAUUUUACAGGUUCUUCUGUCUUGUUGGAUAGUUGUUAUAACUGUAAAAUCAGGAUUAGGUUAACUUCAGUAUUAGAUGCCAAUGAAGUGAUCAAAUGUCAAAAGAAAUAUCAAACCAAUAAAGCUUUCUUUCAACCACUCUUACUAAACAAUGAAUUCGCGCGCGAAGACUUUCGCAGACAAGAUGAACAACAGCAACUCGAAAGGACUAUUAUGAACACAGAGUUGAGUGGGAAUCUUCCAUAUAAUUCACAGACAUCAAUCACUACCAGUAAUGGUAGUGUAUAUGGCAUUUAUAAAAUCAUUAUAGACCAUACAAAAGCUCAUAAAGAAGGGCUAAAUAAACUGUGUUGUCAGUCUAUAAGAUCUGAAAUACCAGUAGAUUGUAAGAAUACAGUUGAUUAUUGUACCACUUCAAAUUCAUAUGCAGCAAGCAGUUAUUUAAACAACAUUUAUUCAUUCGGACAGUUAUUAGUUGAAAUAAUUGUGGCUCAUUUGAUUCUUGAGAAUAAACUCAAAUUUAUGCAUUUCUUAAAAUUUGAACUUCCGUAUAAUCAAAGUCAUCAUUUCUGCCAGUCUCAAAUUCAGUGUUAUCACAAUGUUUGUACAUAUGGUUUACAAGUUGAUCCGAGAUGUAAUUUAAGCUCAGUAACACCAAGACAUUUGUCCUAUUGUUUAACAUUGCGCCCUUCUCCACCUGCCACUCUCACACUCCAUCACUGUCAGGAUAAAGACCAACAAAAUCGAUUCUUACAAAUUGAUGAUCAAGGAAAACAGAUUCAUUCAUCUAAAUUAACUUCAUCGACUGAGAAAUAUCUAACAUUUCCAAGCAUGAAAACAUUUGCAAAAGAGCUUCACGGUAAAAUAAAUAAUAAUAAAAAUACUAAUAAUGCCGAUCAGUUAACAGACUUCAAUAGUCCAUGUCAUAACCAUUCCAGUGAAACUGAGAAGAAUACCAACAAUGAAGAAGACAUUGAAAUACUUGGACUACUUCGUCAAUUGAUACAUGAACCUUUUAUUUCAGAAGAAGUGUACCUUGAUUAUUUAUGCAAAUUUCUUCGGACUUUGACACCUCAAACAAAUCUAGACAAAGUUUUAUUGACUUGCAGACAUCCACGUAUCCAGUUGAGACCAACUUUCACAGAAAUAAGAAAGCGACUGAAUUAUGCAAUGCAAACUGUGACGACUCAGUCAGUAGUGUGUAAAUCAAGCAAAACUGUUGUUGACAACCACAGUCAUAUUCAUAAUCAGUUGACUAGCUCUAUUGAACAGCAGAAUGUUAUAACAACUAGUCAGACUGAACGAAUGACUGACAGACUAUCAGAAAGAAUAUAAUACUGAAAUCUUAUGAACCAAAUAAGAGGACGUGAAACAUUUGAGAGAUCCUCGCAGAAAUGGGUUUCCUUUGUAUAUGGACUAUACUAUUUAUCCUCCUAAAGUAAAACAUAAACAGAAAUGGAGCAAAAUAAAUAAAAAUCUCAUUAGAUAUUUUGUACAAAUGAUGUCUCUAUUCCUUUUGGUAGAAGUUGAAACUGUCUACCUAAAACCGCAUCCAGGAUUAUUUUUUGUACUAUGUAUUUUCUAUGCGCUGAAUCGCUCUUUCAAAUAUAUAUAU